AUGGCGAUGCGCUGCAGUGCGACGGUCAUCACCCCGCGCGGGGGCCUCCUCGGCCUGCGCGCCCGCAGCCGUCUGGGUGCACCUGUGCAAGCGCACAGGCGCGCCGCGCGGUGCGCGGCCCAGGUCGUCGUGCGCGAGACCGAGCUCGGGAGCAUCAUCCUGUGCCCCUACGAGGACGAGAUCACCUACGACGACGCUCCCGCCGAGCCCGCCGAGAAGCCCGCCGAGAAGCCCGCCCCCGAGGCCGCCAAGAAGGCCCCGGCCCCGCUCGCGCGCCUCUUCUCCAAGAUUGCCCGCGACAACCCGGAGGAGGAUGACAUCAAGCACAUUUUGGAGGAAGAGACCGAAAUGAAGCGCCCCGAGGCGGCCGAGCCCGCCAAGGAGCUCCCCACGCCCGCGGCCGCCGUCGAGGCGCCGAAGGAGCCCGUCCUGGCGGCGGCCGCGGCGGCCCCGGCGACUGAGCCGCGGAUCGAGGCCGCGGUGGCGGCGGCGCCGACGACGGUCCCGGAGGCCGCGGCUGCGCCCGCGGCGGUGGCUGCGGCGCCGGAGCCGUGCGCGGCGACGCCGGCGCCGGGGGCCGGGGUGCCGCUGCGGUACGUCCCGCCGUCGGAGCCGGUGCGGGAGGCGGGCGCGGUGCGGCAGUAUCUGACGGCGCCGGGGAACAUCCCGGUGGCGGCGCUGGCGACGGCGGCGGCGGCGGCGGUCGCGGCGAUGGACUCCGGGAUGCUGCCGUGCCCGUCGAACUUCACGGGCAACGCUGUGCCGCUGCUGGGUCUGUCGGCGGCGAUCAGCGCGCUGCUGAGCGCGACAGGCGUGCCCGUGCUGCGCAAGCUCGGCGCCGUGCAGCCGAUCCGCACCGACGGCCCCGCGUCGCACAUCGCCGACAAGAAGAACACGGUGACGCUCGGCGGGCUCACGUUUUUGCCCGUGGCACUGGUGCUGGGCCUGGCGGCCGCCAGCGGGCCCGCGGCGGCGUUCUGCGCGACGUGCGCCGCGGCGUUCGGCGCGGUCGGCCUCCUCGACGACGCGGUCGCGAUCCGCUCCGGCAAGGGCCUGCGCAUGUCGCAGAAGUUCGCGCUGCAGAUCGCGGUGUCUUCCGGGCUGUGCGUGCUCGCCGCCAAGGUGAUGCUGCCGAAGCUGGCCGGCGGCGCGGUGAUCGCGCUCGGCGGCAGCGCGAGCGUCGCGCUCGGGCCCGUGCUGUACUGGCUGCUGGCGGGGUCCGCGAUGGUGGCGCUCCCCAACGGCACCAACCUGACGGACGGCCUCGACGGCCUGCUGGCCGGGACCGCGGCGAUCGCGUGCAUCGGUGCGGCGACGAGCCUCGUCGUGACUGCUCCGGCCAUCGCCCCGCUCCUGAUCGCCGCCGCCGGCAGCUGCCUGGGCUUCCUCGCCGUCAACCGCAAGCCCGCGCAGGUCUUCAUGGGCAACGUAGGCUCGAUGGCGCUCGGCGGCCUCCUCGCGGGCGCCACCGUCGUCUCCGGCUCCUACCUCGCCAUGCUCCUCCUGUGCCUCGUCCCCGCGCUCGAGGCCGCGUCCGUCGUCGCGCAGCUCGGCUCCAUGAAGCUGCGCAAGGGCAAGCGCGUGCUGCGCAUGGCGCCGCUGCACCACCACUACGAGCUGGGGGGCGUGAAGGAGGUCCCGCUGGUGUCGUGGGCGUGGGCUGCGUCCGGCGUCGCGGCCAUGUGCGCCGUGAUGCUCGUGGCGAACCAGCCGGUGACGCUGGCGUGA
Pedinophyceae sp. YPF-701 is the source of this 1728-nucleotide messenger RNA. The record is from the annotation of a GenBank genome assembly. NCBI's taxonomy places the organism in Eukaryota, Viridiplantae, Chlorophyta, Pedinophyceae.